Molecule: messenger RNA, 471 nt
Organism: Styela clava
Lineage: Eukaryota; Metazoa; Chordata; Ascidiacea; Stolidobranchia; Styelidae
Product: protein FAM200B-like
Source: RefSeq, a predicted model, not a curated record
AUGGCAAAACGAAAACAAGUAUUUUCAUAUAACGCAAACUUUUUAAAGCUUGAAUUUACAUCAGUUGAAAUAAAUGGCGAAGUCAGACCACAAUGUGUGUUGUGUUUGAAAGUGUUAGCUCACAGCUCUUUGGAAGAAACUAAACUUCAACGAUAUCUUGAGUUAAAACAUGCAACAUACUGUGAUAAAGAUCAUGAAUUUUUUUUGAGAAAAGAACUGCAUGUCAAAAGAACUCGCAUUGAUCGUCCAAGUAUUUUGGGAGGAGUAACCUACCCUCAUAAAGAUGCAGUGCGGGCUUCCUUUUCAGUUGCAUGGAAAAUUGCUAGAGCAAAAGCUCUUCAUACAACAGGAGAAAAGUUGGUUAAGCCAGCAGCCGUUGAAAUGGCCAGAAUAAUGUGCGGUGAGGCCAUUGCCAAUAAACUGGCAAUGGUUCCGUUGUCAGACAACACAAUCAAAAGACGAAUAGAAUAA